UUUCUCCUUCAGCCACCGCCUCCAUCUCCAUCUCCACUCUCCCAUUCUUUUUCUUCUUCCCUCUUCCCUGUUGCUCCAUCUCCUUCAGCUCACCAUCAGUUUCGUUUCUGCCAUCACUGAUCUAAUAACCACAUAAAUCCGGUUUUUUUUCCCCUUUUGGUUCGCUCUGUCCUCUGUUCUACCAGCGUCGAUCUGGUUCUGAGUCUCCGUUUUGGUUGUGAUUCCAACGGAGCCAAAACGGAGCUUGAUUCCAACGACUCGUCCACCAUUAUCAUCAGCGUGGGCGUAGGCCUUUGGGUUGUGGGUCUGGUUUUUUUUUCCCCCUUUCGGUUCGCAUCCUCUCUGUUCUAUCGGCGUCCUCUAGUUGUUGUUGUCUCCGUUUUGGUUGCGAUUUCUGAUUGUGGGUCGGGUUGUCGGUCUGCUCUUUGAAUCAAUUCUUGGCGCAAGAACUUUGUGAGUGGACUUCCGGUUUCGUGAAAGAGGCCCUGGUGAGAUUUGUGCACGAGAAACACGACAAGAAUAGCUCACCGUACAGUUUAUCUCCAUGGGUCGUUCUUUUUUUCGUAAAUUGCUUGAUGAUGACGCAGAUGAAGAUGAGAUAAUUAUAAAACUUCUCACGGGUUCGACACCACAACGUAAGCAUCGUCGGUAUAUCGAACGUAAUCAUUUGGAAGGCCAUAGAAGGCUUUAUGAUGACUACUUUGCCGAAGAACCUGUAUAUCCUCCCAACUUAUUUCGAAGGAGAUUUCGAAUGAGACGUUCUCUUUUUCUCCGAAUCUUAUCUAGGGUAGAAUCUUAUGAACCUUACUUUACCCAAAAAAGAAAUGCUGCGAAAAAGCUUGGUCUAUCUCCCCUUCAAAAGAUGACCGUUGCACUUAGGAUGCUUGCUUAUGGAGUAGCGGCUGAUUUUAUGGAUGAAUAUGUGAGAAUAGCAGAAACCACUGCAAUACUUAGUUUGAAAAAAUUUGUUGCAGCAAUGGUUGCUAUUUUUUCAGAGGAAUACUUGAGGUCACCAAACAAUGAAGACAUCGCUAGAUUGUUAGCUCAUGGCCAAAAUCGUGGAUUUCCAGGCAUGUUGGGAAGUAUUGAUUGCAUGCAUUGGAAAUGGAAAAAUUGUCCAACUGCAUGGAAAGGGAUGUAUUGUGGUCAUAUUCGUGAGCCAAGUAUUAUUUUGGAAGCAGUGGCUUCAUAUGAUCUUUGGAUAUGGCACUCAUUUUUUGGGUUACCUGGAUCAAACAAUGAUAUUAACGUGUUGGAGCGGUCUCAUGUAUUUUCUGAACUUGCACAAGGACGUGCUCCUGCAGUUAAUUACUCAAUUAAUGGUGAUGAUUACACAAUGGGAUACUAUCUUGCCGAUGGCAUAUAUCCACAAUGGUCAACAUUUGUGAAGACAAUCCCAAGGCCACUAGGAGCAAAAAGAAAAUUAUUUGCAAAAGCUCAGGAGGCAUAUAGGAAGGAUGUAGAGCGUGCAUUUGGAGUGCUUCAAGCACGAUUUGCUAUUGUACGUGGACCUGCACGGUUUUUCUAUCAUGAAACACUACAAGACAUUAUGAAAGCGUGCAUAAUUCUUCAUAACAUGAUUAUUGAAGAUGAGCGAGAUGAAGUUGAAGCAGUGGACUUAGAUUAUGAACAAAUUGAUGAGAUUUCAUGUACACCAAUGUCACGUGAGCCAACAAAUGAAUUUACGGAAUUCACUCAAGUUCAUCAAGCAAUUAGGGAUCGAGAAGUUCAUUCUCAACUCCAAAUGAAUCUCGUUGAGCAUUUAUGGCAAUUACAAGGAGAGUCAUGAAAACUUUUGGUUUUGUUUAUUUGUCUCAUUUUGUUUUUAUGAAGCUACCAUUAAAACUCAUUGGCUAUGUUGUUUUGUUAUGUUAAGUUUAGUAUUAGCCAAUUGUUUUGUUGUGUUAAAUUUAAGUACUAUUUGUUAUCAAAGAAGUGGCAAGCUCAACUAUGUUUAAUUCAAUGGGUUUUGUGUGAGUUAAUGUUAUUGGAUAUGAGUUAUUUGUGUAAGUUAUUUGUGUGAGUUAAUGUUAUUAGAUAUGAGUUAUUUGAGUUAUUGGAUAUGACAGGUUCUAAGUAUUUGAGUUAAAAUGUUAUUGGAUAUGAGUUAUUUGAGUUGUUGGAUAUGACAGGUUCUGAGUUAUUUGAGUUAUUGGAUAUAACAGGUUCUAAGUAUUUGAGUUAAAAAUAUGAUAGUUGAAUUAAGAGUAUUUUCAGUUUUCAGGAUUUUGUUAUGCAUGUAAUAGUGUGGCUGAUGCUCACAAUUGGCCAAACUUUGUACAGGGCAGUAGGUGUGGCUGGAUUACAUCCCAGCUAACAUUGUGCCUCUAGUUUCAUUUGAUGCCCAUUGAGGUU
Molecule: messenger RNA, 2355 nt
Organism: Quercus robur (English oak)
Lineage: Eukaryota; Viridiplantae; Streptophyta; Magnoliopsida; Fagales; Fagaceae
Product: glutathione S-transferase T3-like
Exons: 2
Coding region: 545-1789 (414 amino acids)
Source: RefSeq, a predicted model, not a curated record